This is a messenger RNA of Chrysochloris asiatica (Cape golden mole), 1781 nucleotides long. It is a transcript of the gene SYN3, whose product is annotated as synapsin III. Lineage: Eukaryota; Metazoa; Chordata; Mammalia; Afrosoricida; Chrysochloridae. The transcript is spliced from 13 exons. Gene Ontology annotation, biological process: neurotransmitter secretion. Gene Ontology annotation, cellular component: synaptic vesicle; synaptic vesicle membrane. The record is from RefSeq and is a predicted model, not a curated record. The coding region runs from base 63 to 1781 and encodes 572 amino acids. Gene Ontology annotation, molecular function: ATP binding.
CCUGUGUUCAGGGCUUCACUAAACCGAGCCUGGGUAGGAACAAGCCAUUUGCACCAACAGCCAUGAAUUUCCUCCGGAGACGCCUGUCUGACAGCAGCUUUGUGGCCAACCUGCCUAAUGGCUACAUGACGGACCUGCAGCGCCCUGAUAGCUCCAGCAGCUCCCCCGCUUCCCCGGCCAUGGAGAGGAGAGCCCAGCCGCUGGCCGCCUCCUUCUCCUCCCCGGGGUCCAGCCUUUUCAGUUCCUUCUCCAGUGCCAUGAAGCCCACCUCGCAGGCUCCGACAGGGUUGGUGGAACCUCCAGCUCCCUCCACACCCGUUAUUCAAAGGCCCAGAGUCCUACUGGUGAUUGACAAUGCCUACACCGACUGGGCGAAAUAUUUCCAUGGAAAGAAAGUGAAUGGAGAAAUUGAGAUCCGAGUGGAGCAGGCUGAAUUCUCAGAGUUGAACCUAGCUGCCUAUGUGACCGGGGGCUGUAUGGUGGACAUGCAAGUUGUGAGAAAUGGAACCAAGCUUGUAAGAUCCUUCAAGCCAGACUUCAUCCUGGUGCGUCAGCACGCUUACAGCAUGGCCCUAGGCGAAGACUACCGCAGCCUGGUCAUCGGUCUCCAGUAUGGAGGACUGCCUUCGGUCAACUCCCUCUACUCUGUCUACAACUUCUGCAGCAAGCCCUGGGUGUUCUCUCAGCUGAUCAAGAUCUUCCAUUCCCUGGGCCCUGAGAAGUUCCCGCUUGUGGAGCAAACAUUUUUCCCCAACCACAAGCCAAUGCUCACAGCUCCACACUUCCCCGUGGUGGUCAAGCUGGGACAUGCCCAUGCUGGAAUGGGAAAGAUCAAAGUGGAGACCCAGCAUGACUUCCAGGACAUCACAAGUGUGAUCGCCAUGGCCAAAACCUAUGCCACCACUGAGGCCUUCAUAGACUCCAAGUACGACAUUCGGAUCCAGAAAAUCGGAUCCAACUACAAGGCUUACAUGAGAACCUCAAUCUCUGGGAACUGGAAGGCCAACACGGGUUCUGCCAUGCUGGAGCAGGUGGCCAUGACAGAAAGGUACCGGUUGUGGGUGGACAGCUGCUCGGAGAUGUUUGGUGGCCUGGACAUCUGUGCUGUCAAAGCCGUCCACAGCAAGGACGGCCGAGAUUACAUCAUCGAGGUGAUGGACAGCUCGAUGCCCCUGAUUGGUGAGCAUGUGGAAGAGGACAAACAGCUAAUGGCCGACCUUGUGGUCUCCAAAAUGAGCCAACUCCUGAUGCCAGGGGGCAUGGUGCCCUCACCCCUGAGGCCUUGGGCUCCACAGAUGAAGCCAGCAAAAUCUCCAGGACAAACUCAGCUGGGGCAGCCCCAGUCUCGCCCACCCACACAAGGCGGCCCUCGCCAAGCUCAGUCUUCCCAACCCCCGAGAUCUGGGAGCCCCUCCCAACAGAGGCUCUCCCCACAAGGCCAGCAGCCUCUGAGCCCCCAGUCUGGGUCUCCCCAGCAGCAGAGGUCACCGGGGUCUCCACAGCUGCCCCGAGCAUCCGGUGGCAGUUCACCAAACCAGGCCUCCAAACCAGGCUUCAGCUCUCAGUCCCGGCCCCCGGUUCAAGGCCGCAGCAGCUCCCAACAGAGUGAAGAAGCCAAGAAAUCAGCACCACCCCACCCCCAUCUCAACAAAUCCCAGUCCCUGACUAACAGCCUCGGCACGUCCGACACAGCGCAGCGCGGGACCCCAAGCGAAGAUGAGGCCAAGGCCGAAACCAUCCGCAACCUGAGAAAGUCCUUUGCCAGCCUGUUCUCUGACUAA